GAGACCGAGAGUGGUUUGUGUUGUUUGUUCUUUGUUGUCUUGUUGACAUGAGGUUAUGUUUACAUGGUAACACAAUGGAAGUUCCUUUAUAACUAAGUGGAGGAUUUUUUAUUCACAUUUAUUCAGUCAGACUAUUUUUAUUCAAACAUCAGAAUUGAUAAGAAUAUUAAUAUUGAUCAUUGCGUUGAUUAAAGUUAGGUUUUUGGCAUGGAUGCAUUCGGAUUCUCACCAAGUCAUAAGGCUCCUCCUCGGAAAGGUCGUAGAGCCGCCAAUGCAAGCAGUGGUUCAAAUGUGACUGCUGAAGAUGCAACCAAUUCCGACGAAAUUGAAAGUCCCAAGUCAAACUCAACUCCUCAACAGUCACUCAGUCCGGAUCCAUCAGCACCACCAAGAUCUCGUAAAACAGGAGGUUGGGCCGAGGAAUUGACUAAAUCUGGGAAGUUUCGAGCGAAUUCCAUUAAUCUCAUUGAGCAGGAAAGGUUUCAAUCUCCAGAGAAGGCUGAGUCUGAUGAUGAUAUUCCGUUGAUUCCUGACUUGGAUGAGUUGCAGGACGAAGAAAACAUAUCAGAAAUUGCCAGAGCUCCUUCAGUGGGAGGCAAACGAGUGGCAUCUUUCUCAGAGCUGGACUCUGAUUUGCUGAAGAAGUCGGCCCUCUCCACUCUGGACAACGACAUCAACCUCACACUGCUCAGCUCCCAUCUCCAGCCCGAGGAGCAUGUCAAAGAAGUGGACUCGACUUGGACAUGGGAUCUGUUAUUCACAGAGGUCGCUUCUGACCUCCGCACCGAAUGGGAGAAUCAGGCUGCUAAACCUCAAACUAUGAACUCACAGCACUAAACUUGAAUAAAAUAAUAGAAAACACUAUUUAGAAAAACACGUACAAUAAUUUAGAAAUAACUUUACAAAAUUAACUAAAAUAUAGAAAAUAAUAAAUAGUGACCACCAAAAAUUACGGUAGUAGCUGUUAGAAUAGUCCUGUUGAUCUUACUUUAUAUUGUUCCAUUUAGCUUCUAUUCAUAAAAUUCAGAAAAUAAAAAUAAAACCAGUUUAUCUUUACAUAAAAAUAUUAUCUGCUCUAAAUAAUAAUAUAUCGGUACUCAGGAGAUAUACUAUACUCUUUUACACUCAGAAAAUGUUUUUAAUAAGAAACGUUGGUUGGUUAUGCUUUCCAGUUAACAACUGAAUUUUGCAGAAAAUGUGGUCCUUCAAUUUAAUUAAAGAAACAGGGUAAUCAGCCUUGUUGUCCCUCAAUAUGAUUGAAUCGAGAAAGUCAUUUUGUUGGUUCUGUGUACAGUUUUUCAAUCUAGUUUUAAUCACUAUACUUUUGUGAUAUUUAUUCCGUCCAGAUCUUUUUAAUAGUGCUAGUGAUAUUUCAAUAGGAUAGACUAUCAAAUUUAAGAUGCACUGCUUACAUAUCUAGUUUUAGUUUUAGUCCUUAGGUACUAUUUCCUUAGUCCGUCCAAUGUUUUAGUUCUUAGUCCUUAGAAACAAUGUUUGAAAAACAUGAUGCUAAAGAAUUAUAUCACUGUUAUUAAAGAAAAAUCGGUCCAAUAAAGCUCAAAAUUACUAUUC
Messenger RNA from Nilaparvata lugens (brown planthopper), 1572 nucleotides. It is a transcript of the gene IFT43, whose product is annotated as intraflagellar transport protein 43 homolog. The transcript has 8 exons. Gene Ontology annotation, cellular component: cilium; intraciliary transport particle A. Gene Ontology annotation, biological process: intraciliary retrograde transport. The record is from RefSeq and is a predicted model, not a curated record. NCBI's taxonomy places the organism in Eukaryota, Metazoa, Arthropoda, Insecta, Hemiptera, Delphacidae. Bases 208 to 837 code for a protein of 209 amino acids.